CCGACUCGCCGUAGUUGUAACCGCUGCACUACAGAGGGGGGAGUUUUGUUUUGUUUUGUUUUGUUUCGUGUCAUUUUAAUGCUUUAUUUUACACACAGAAAAUGGCUCAAAACGUCCAGAGCGUAACUCUUUCUCUGACAUUACCCAUAUCCUGUCAGAUUUGUCUCGGAAAGACACUGAGACAGAGCGCAUCCGACUCCGACCACGUACAUACAUACCGCCGUGUGUCGACUCGCGAUAUUUUCAAAUUACAAUGGGUUCAUUGGAAACACAUCUCCAUCGACCACCAGGCGAGGGUUAUGGGCCUUGCUCAAGGACCCAGCACUGCAGUUCGCAAGCCGACGAUCUGCUGUAACCACCACGUGUUCUGCGCAGCCUGCAUCGAGCUUUGGCUUCAAAAGUGCAGUCAGUGUCCGACCUGCAGAGUUCCCAUCACACCUGAGAACCCGUGCCGAGAAAUCAUCGGAGCUACAAAUGAAAGCGGGUCCACAGAAAGCCAUUCGGUGAGGAAGCAUCUGAGGAAGACACGAGGGGAAUUGCUGCUGCGUGAAUACGAGGACGAGCUGGAGACCCUGCUGAAGGAGAACGAGGAGCUGAAGAGCAGAAACAGGAUCCUGGAGUCACAGCUGAAGGCCUCACUGAAGCCCGCUGCCCCUCCCACUUCUCCCAGCGACGCCGCGCAUGGCGCCGCCCUACUGGAGGAAACGGCUAAUAAGCUGCGAGCUGCCAAUGAGCUCCAUCAGAAUGUGCAACAGGACGUGGACAAGCUGAAAGAUGCGAACAAGACACUGCGCUCCCAGAACGUCGACCUCGUCCAGGAAAACCUGCGUCUCAGAGCCGAGGUGGAGAGCAGAUCUCCUCAGAAGUUCGGCAGGUUCACCGUAGCAGCGUUGGAGGCGAAGAUCUCACAGAACGAGCGAGAGAUGGCCCAGCUGAAGAAGGCUUUGGAGAGAAGUGACUCUUAUAUUGAGGAACUCGAAUCCCGAGCUCCGAAACUCCAGAGCGAGCCUCCGUUACAGAUCUCUUCCUCUGUACAGUGGCAGGACGAUGCUGGAGACUGUUCGAGCUCGAACCUGGACAGUACUUCUGUUGAUCCUUCAGACAGUCAUGGCUCCCUGCAUGUUCCUGCCCCUGAUGAAGCUCCAGGUUCUCAGAAGGACAGGAUGGUCAGGUUCGCCGUGCCCUCCACACCACCGACUCCCUCCUCGGCUCUCAGCAGGUUGAGUCUGAAAAGCCCCAUGGUGCAGAGCGAGAAAAAGCCCAGCUGUAACCGUCUCCCGUUUCUCAGGAGGCUCAGCUUCGAUGACUGCGCCAGCUCGAGCAGCUUCACAACCUUUUCCUCAGUAGAAUCUCCUUCUCCCGAAGUCAGCAGCAAUCUGUUUGGGCCGCAAAGCUCAGUGAAUUCAGCCAAUCAGAGUCUGUGGAGCGGGUGGGAGGAGCCAUGCUCUAGUACUUUGUACAGCUGCCAGGAAAACGAGCAGAAUAUCAGGAACGGUUCAUUAGCAGACGAAGCUCGUAUGGAUGCCGCGUUCCUCAGCAUCGUCUCAGAGCUCGACUCCAUGAUGGCCGAAGGGGAAAGUUCUCGCUCGCGCACGCCUCGGGUCCCGCCCGACUUCAAUGCCGCAUCCUUAUCAGAUCUUGUCGAUCUCGAAUUAGGCGGCGAACAGCAGCACGGAACAGCCACAGAUGUUCCAGAGACGUUUGGGGAAUCUGUGAAGCGGAAAUGUCCCAUUAGUUUAGCAACGUCCAGUCCAAACAAAAUGUCCAGGAUCCAAUAGUUUUACUUUUUUUUUUGGAAAACAGGACUCAUUCUCACUCACGCAGGUCAACGAGUUUUCUUAGCCAGCUCGCUCUGAUACGUGAUCAUGACAGGAUUUCUGUCAGGAUCGUCAUCUUAACACUUUACUGACUGGAAAACUUAAAGGAAUUCGACACAAAUUAUUAGAAAUAUUGCUAAUCCUCACUAUCGCUAACCUGCCAGGAUUCCUAAAAGGAGUUACUUAGACUGCGAACACGAGAUCUGGGAUCGGUCAGUCAUGUGACGUUGCUUCAAUUGUUCAAUUCAGUGUUACGUCAUACAUGUGAAAUCAUCUAAUCGUCUGAAAAAAACAAACUUUUAAAGUUGGAGCUUUUUUCUGCUCACUUUGAAAUGCUCAUUGCUCAGUGUCUUCUCACACACACACACACACACACACACACACACACACACACACACACACACACACACCACACAUGUUGCGAAGACCAGUGAGCCAAUCAGAUUUUUGGCCAGAAAAGGGUACAAAAAAACGUACCCAGUGGGCGGAGCCUCUGUGGUGGACUUCAGCCAAUAGACAUUGACGGUUAUUUAAAUUUAAUUGCUUCUAUUUUGAAACAAUUUUAUCGAGUUUAAAGUUACUUUAAGUGCCAGGGACUGACUCAAACUGUGUUUUUUUUUUUUAUCUAUUUAUUUUUAUUCGUUGAAAUGAUUUGAUAUUUUUGCUAUUUUUUAUUCACCCCUCAUUUCACUUAAAAUCUCAAUUUAGGUCUUCAUAUUGUAAAUUAUUUUUCUAUUGUAUCUGUGGCUGUCUUCUGUUUCUACCCCUCGAGAUUGUGAUCCACUUUGUCUUUUAUAUUAAAUAAAAUGUUUGAUAAAACA
Molecule: messenger RNA, 2638 nt
Organism: Silurus meridionalis
Lineage: Eukaryota; Metazoa; Chordata; Actinopteri; Siluriformes; Siluridae
Gene: obi1
Product: ORC ubiquitin ligase 1
Exons: 8
Coding region: 102-1778 (558 amino acids)
Biological process (GO): protein monoubiquitination; regulation of DNA replication
Molecular function (GO): ubiquitin-protein transferase activity
Source: RefSeq, a predicted model, not a curated record